AUGUCUUCGUCUUUGCUUCUCAGCCUCUCUUCCAAGCUCUCAUCUAUCCGCAAACUUACUUUGAGAUGCCAAACCCUUAGGUUCUCCUCCUCCUCCACCACCACCAACCCUUACUUAGUGUAUGCUCAAACAAUUUAUGGAAACCCUGAUGAGGAUCUUCACGUAAGAAGCGGCAUCCACUACUUCGACCCUGUCAAGGAAGAUGAAGUGAUCGUACGAGACAAGGCACUUCCCAUGGAGUUUCGUAAAGAGUGUUUUCUGGUCGGAAUGUCUCAUGGUUGGGUUGUUUUCAAGUCCCGGUAUGAUGAUGGUAAUAAUAAAAAGAAAGUCUUAUAUAUCAGCGACUACUACAGUCCUUGCGGCUCCAAAUCAAACCCUAAAACCAUUCCUUUGCAUCCCAUGGAUAAACCUAAUCUUCCCCAACAGCUAGGCGUCACUAACGCCGCAAUGACUUGUUCACCUGAUCAGAGCAAUGAUUUCGCAGUGGCUAUCAACUGUUUAGGACCUGUGAUCAACUUUUUUAGACCUGGUGGCAAACACAAAGACUCUGGUUCGGUUCACUCCAAGACUUUUCUCCAACAUUUCAAUCAGUCAAAGGUUAUGUAUUCAAAGCGUGAUGGAAAAUUCUACACCACUAGUGUUUCCGGCCAGUUCAUGCUUUUCUACGACGCUUUAUUCGAGGAGGACAUGACCGGCUCCGAGUUGCAGGAGUUGCGGAAACCACGUUCCUUCCGUCCCAAGUCUCCUGCAGCCUUCUCCACAGCAUCACUUGCCUCUCACUGGAUCCCUCCAAUGCCUCUCUAG
Molecule: messenger RNA, 804 nt
Organism: Eruca vesicaria subsp. sativa (arugula)
Lineage: Eukaryota; Viridiplantae; Streptophyta; Magnoliopsida; Brassicales; Brassicaceae
Source: the annotation of a GenBank genome assembly